ACACACACACACAGACACAGCAUUUUAUCCUUCUCCGGGAAACAAUCACUCAUUCCUGCCCAGCCUUCUUUUUCUUUUUCUCUCACUCUCUCUCUCUCUCUCUCUCUCUCUCUCUCUCUCUCUCUCUCUCUCUCUCACACACACACAGGUGGUGUAUUGUGGGAGCUGUGGGGAGAUGUUAGUGUGAGGGUAAAGGCGAGCUGUAGAAUGAUGACGGUGUGUUUGUGGACGCUGCUGAGCCUCCUGCUCUCAGGAGUGGUGUGUAAUCUGGAGGGAGAUUUGCACAUGGACCUGAUGGCAGGAUACAGCAAAAACAUCAGACCAAUGGAGAACAAUGGUGACAUCACAGAGGUUAAACUAAAGAUGACCCUCACCAACCUCAUCUCUCUGAAUGAGAAGGAGGAGACGCUGACCACAUGCGUGUGGGUAGAGAUGCAGUGGUAUGACUACAGGCUCAGGUGGGCUAACAGGCCUGGGUUUGAGGGUUAUGAGAACAUCACACGCACUCGUAUUCCCUCCACAUCCAUCUGGCUUCCUGAUAUCAUACUGGAGAACAAUGUCGAUGGGCAUUUUGAGAUCACGCUCUACACCAAUGCCCUGGUGGACCCAGAUGGACUGGUUUACUGGCUGCCCCCGGCUAUCUACCGCAGCGCCUGCGCCAUCAAAGUUAACUACUUCCCGUUUGACUGGCAGAACUGCAGCAUGGUCUUCAGGUCUCAGACUUACAGUGCCAAUGAGAUCGAGCUGAAGCUGACGGACGAGGAGAACAGUGUAGUGGAGUGGAUAGAGAUUGACCCAGAGGCCUUUACAGAGAAUGGUGAAUGGAUGAUAAAGCACCGACCGGCUAAGAAGAUGAUAAACGAGCAGUUUAGCCGAGACGAGCUGGACUAUCAGGAGAUCAUCUUCUUCCUAAUCAUCCAGAGGAAGCCACUCUUUUACGUCAUCAACAUCAUCGUGCCCUGUGUGCUCUUCUCCUCGCUCGGACUGCUCGUCUACUUCCUGCCUGCUAAAGCUGGAGGUCAGAAAUGUACCAUGUCCAUCAUCAUCCUGUUGGCGCAGACUGUCUUCCUCUUCCUCAUCGCCAAGAAAGUUCCAGAAACCUCUCAGGCCGUGCCCCUGAUUGGAAAGUAUCUGAUGUUUGUGAUGUCAGUGACUACGAUCACAGUGAUGAACUGUGUGGUGGUUUUAAAUGUGUCUCUGAGAACCCCCAAUACACACCCUAUGAAUGAUAAAGUCAGGAAGGUGCUGUUGAACAUUCUUCCUCGGCUGCUGAGGAUGAGGAUGCAGCGCUGGAGUCCUCAGGGUGGAGUUAACGGAUCUACACUUCCUCUGAGGAGACGCAGCUCUCUGGGGUUAAUCGUGAAGGCGGAUGAAUACGUGAUGAAGACGGCGCGCUCUGAGCUGAUGUUCAGCAAGCUGAAGGAGAGAGAUGGGCUGAUGAGGAGUGCUCUGGAGAAGAUUAAGACCACCCUAGAGGGAGACACAGUGCAGGAUCUGAGCUCCAGUCUGGCCAUGGCUUCACCAGAGGUGCAGCAGUGUGUAGAAUCCUGCAAACACAUUGCUGAAAGCACCAAACGACAGAACGACUUCCAGAGCGAGAAUGAGGAGUGGGUCCUGGUUGCCCGGGUGAUUGACAGGCUCUGCUUUAUCGCCAUGGCGAUGCUGUUUAUUCUGGGGACCGUUGGAAUCUUCCUGAUGGGCCAUUUUAACCAGGCGCCGUCUCUGCCCUUCCCUGGAGAUCCCAAAAAAUACCUGCCGGAUAUGCCCCCAGCGAACGCCACGGGCUGACCUUCAGCAGACCACAGAGAGACGUGAUCAGAGGAACAUCUGAGUUAGAUCUGAGCACAGCCAAUCAGACAGCAGCGGAGGAGUUAACUCCAUCACCAGGGCUGUUUCUGAACAGUCAGCUCACUCUUACCUGAGGGUCCAUUCAUUCCUCUCACAUACAGGAGAAACACACUGUAUAAACUUUAGACUGAAUGUAUAAACUUUACAGUAAUGCCAACUAACUGCACACAACAUGCUCGUGGGGCCCCCUGGUGGAUUGGAGGGCCAAGGGUGGCUUACUGUAUGGAGUGAGCAGAAAAUGAAACAGGACUGGACUGACACACCCUUUUGUUGUUUAUUCUUCUGAGAUUAUUUUACAGUAUCUACCAAGCAAAGGUUUGAACACACUACUUCUCAUUACUUGUGUUUUUUGAUUUCCUAUACAUCAAAGCAGAUUCUGCCUUUAGCAUAAACCCCCUGUGAGUUCAGGCUGUUCAUCUUGAGUGUGUGUGCCUAUCUAAUAGACACUGGGGCGGAGUUACAGUAACAAACAUCUGGGAGUUAAUAUAUUAACUCUUUCCAGUUAAAGUUAAAACUGAGCACCACCCUGGCAUCAUUUAUUUGCAUGUUCCCACAGCCCUCACUCACCAUCAGUGUGUAGUCUUCCCAACCACAGAUACCUUCCUUUGGAUUUUUUUUAGAGUUGCCAGUACUUAGUAGCAUCAUAUUUAGAAAAGGUUAUAUAUUUUUAUUUCCUAAUUGCUCAAUUUGCUUAAUUCAUGGGGAACUUAAUUGAAUUAAGUAAAUUGCAUGAGUUACUGCAUUGCAUUCCUUAGACAACCACACACUGUAGAAAAGAAAACUUGCUUUUACAGCCUAGAACGCUGUAGCUUGGCAUUAAAAAAAUCAUUGCAUAAAAUGAAACAUAGUCAAGGUAAGGUGGUCCUGGUUGGCGUGAGUACACACUGAUGGUGAGUGGUCUCAGCUGUACAGUUUAGAUAAUAUUUACUCACAAUAUGGGGUGCACUCUACCCAGACAGUGUAAGUGCAACAAAACAGUAAUGUGAAUUAACAGCAGGAGAGUUGAAUCACAAAUCUCAACAGCCUGCGAAAAAACUCUGAAAUACUACACCACCGAAACCCAUGAAUGGUAAUGUAUAUCUUUAUUUUAGUCCGUAUGAAGCAGUCAGUGUGUGUGCUUUUUAUAAUUUUAAUAAAAUGAUCUAUCUGUUUCAGA
Messenger RNA from Astyanax mexicanus (Mexican tetra), 3004 nucleotides. RefSeq names its product cholinergic receptor, nicotinic, gamma (gene chrng). Lineage: Eukaryota; Metazoa; Chordata; Actinopteri; Characiformes; Acestrorhamphidae. Gene Ontology annotation, biological process: monoatomic ion transmembrane transport; chemical synaptic transmission; nervous system process. The coding region runs from base 208 to 1788 and encodes 526 amino acids. The record is from RefSeq and is a predicted model, not a curated record. Gene Ontology annotation, cellular component: postsynaptic membrane; neuron projection; synapse. Gene Ontology annotation, molecular function: transmembrane signaling receptor activity; acetylcholine-gated monoatomic cation-selective channel activity. The transcript has 12 exons.